UACAUUAGCAGGAUGUAAGGUGAAGGGGAAGCAAGCUUGUAAUGUUUGUGGGAAGGAUACACCUCACAGAUGGUUAAAGUUCAGUCGCAAGCAUGUUUAUAUGAGAAACAGAAGGCGUUUGAGGCCUGAUCAUCCUUACAGGCGUAGGAAAGUGUGGUUUGACAAUACAGUUGAGCUUGGUACUGCUAAUAGGAUUCAAAGUGGAGCAGAAAUCUAUGAGUGCCUUAGAGAUUUUAGGAAUGAAUUUGGUAGACCUUUAGAAAAGAAAGGCAAGAGAAAGAGGAUGGAAGCAGAUGAUGAUGAUGAUGAUGUGAUUGCAGCUCAAGAGUAUGAAGAAGAUGAUGAUCAAUGGCGGUGGAAAAAAAUGUCAAUCUUCUUUCAGUUGGCUUACUGGAAGGAUUUGCCUGUAAGGCAUAAUAUUGAUGUAAUGCACGUGGAAAAAAAUGUUUCUGAUGCACUACUAUCAAUUCUGAUGCAUAAUGGAAAAUCCAAGGAUGGUUUAAAAGCAAGACAAGACUUAGAGGACAUUGGUAUUCGUAGCAACUUACACACACAGAAGCGUGGGAAGAGAACUUACUUGCCUCCAGCUGCGUAUUGGCUUUCUAAGGAGGAAAAAAGAAAAUUCUGCAGAAGAUUAUCCAAAUUCAGAGGACCAGAUGGAUAUUGUGCCAACAUAUCCAAUUGUGUGUCAGUAGAUCCUCCCAACAUUGGUAGUAUGAAGUCACAUGACCACCAUGUUAUGCUGCAAAAUUUGUUUCCUGUGGCAUUGAGAGGUUUGCUGCCUAGAGGACCUCGUAUUGCAGUAAAUCGUAUCUGCAAUUUCUUCAAUAGAUUGUGCCAACGUGUAAUUGAUCCAGAGAAGCUUGUUACAUUAGAAUCAGAGGUUAUAGAAACAAUGUGCCAGUUGGAGAGAUACUUUCCACCAUCACUUUUUGACAUUAUGUUUCACAUGCCAAUACAUCUAGCAAGAGAAGCACGCUUGGGUGGCCCUGUACACUUCAGAUGGAUGUAUCCAUUUGAGAGGUAAUGUUAAUGGUCUU
Messenger RNA from Arabidopsis lyrata subsp. lyrata, 1040 nucleotides. RefSeq lists its product as uncharacterized. The transcript has 2 exons. The record is from RefSeq and is a predicted model, not a curated record. The coding region runs from base 101 to 1027 and encodes 308 amino acids. NCBI's taxonomy places the organism in Eukaryota, Viridiplantae, Streptophyta, Magnoliopsida, Brassicales, Brassicaceae.